UGAUAGUUAUUUAAAAUAAAUAAAUGAUAUAUUCAUAUGUAUAAAUUUUUUUAAUUUUAGUAGAUGUGUACAACUGGCCUUGUACGUUAUCUACAUAAGAUACAAUAUAUGAAAUUAUCUACAAAGUAUUUAAAGAUUCUCUAUAGUAUAUCUCUAGUAAAAUUAAUAUUGAUUUAGGGAUAACAUUAUCAUAUUCAAAUUCUUGCUGUGACUCGUGUAUCUGUCAGAUAAAACAGGUUUUAUCUGACAAAUCUGAAUGAUUAAGUUGAUAAAACUAUGAAAAUGAAUUCAUUUUAACAUUUUAUUUGUCUGCAUAAGGUCAAUCAGGAAAUUCAGCAUAAUUAGCUGCAAACAGAGGCUAACUUGCAUCCAAAUUGGUCCAAGAUAUCUACAUAUUCCUAGAAAUUCAUCAAAAUGACAACGAUUAACAUCAAAGAAUAUUUAAAAAACAGAUCCAGCUAUAUGCAUUUACUCAUCGUUCUGUUUGGUAUAUCUGCUUGGAUAGGUGUUAAUGGAAUUUUUGUACAAUUACCAAUACUCAUUCAUUGUUCUCCUGAAGGUUCAGCUUUACCAACUUAUAUAGUAAUAGCAAUACAAAUGGCUAAUGUGGGACCAAUAAUAUAUACAUUUUUACAACAAAUGCAAAUUAAAAUAAAUGAAUUUUUAUCUAUAUUAGGAAUUCUUAUUAUAGGAAAUAUUUCUAUGGCACUUUUAAUAUUUUUUUAUAACAGAACUGUUGUUAUAUCAAAUUCAGAAUAUAGUUUAGCAUUAUUUAUUUUAACAUUUUUUACGGCACUUGUUGGGUGCUUCAGUUCUGUGCUAUUUAUGCCUUAUCUUCGCAAUUUUAAAAAAACAUAUAUGACGUCAUAUUUUAUUGGUGAAGGAUUAAGCGGUGUGCUACCAAGUUUAGUUUCAUUGAUGCAAGAUAUUGGAGAAAAUACAAAAUGUGUCACAAAUAGUAACAUUACAUCAAAAGAAAUAAUUUCUAAUUUUAGGUUUUCUCCAUUAUAUUAUUUUCUAUUUAUCUUUCUUGUUCUAUUCCUAUCUCUAAUUGCAUUCAUUAUAUUACAAUAUUUUUCAUUUCAAGAUAUCAAACAAAAUUAUCAAGAGAAUAAAAAUAGUCAGGAUAAAAUACAAGUUACACAUUAUAAUAUUAAAGAUAAACCUAUUUUUGCUUCCAAUAAUUUAUGUUUAGAAAAUGAUCAGACAAUUAAACAUUCUUUAUCAAAUGACGAAAGCAAAAAUGCAAAAUGUCUUAAAGUAGAUUACAAAAUGUCUCUUUAUAAAAAAUUGUACUUACUUAUUUUAAUGAGCUUCCUUUGUUUCUUUGGUAAUGGAUUUUUGCCAAGCAUACAAUCAUAUUCUUCUUUACCAUAUGGAAAUAUAACAUAUCAAUUGUCUGUUACUUUAGCACAAUUUGCAAAUCCAAUUGCAUGUUUUAUAACAUUUUGGAUUAUACCAUCAAAUUUAAAUAUUAUUCAUUCUUUAUCAACAAUAAUAUUAAUACUUUGUAGUUAUGUUACAUAUGUAGCACUGAUGUCUCCUUUUGUACCUCUCCAAGAAUCUAAAAUUGGUGUAAUAAUUAUAUUAAUAUCGUGGACUAUUCUUAUAGGAUUAAUUUCUUAUGUGAAACUUAUUAUUAUUUCAAUAUUUAGACAGGUACAAAAAGAAAAUAUUCUUUUUUAUGUUGGCAUUAUUAUGCAGGGAGGUUCUGCAAGUGGAGCAAUUAUUUCAUUUACUUUAAUCAAUUUCACAAAUCUUUUCCAUACAUAAAGAAAAAACAUAUAUAUAUAUACAAACUUUCCAUCUGUAUAAGUUCACAAAUUAUUUAUCAUUGUUAUAAUAGACGUUUCAAAGAAAUAAGGACAAUACAAAAAUUAAAUUAAUUAAAAUGUAUGAUAAAAAAAUAUUGAAUAAACAUAUUAUAAAUGUAUUAUAAAAAAAAAAGAAAGAAAAAAAGUCAUGACGUAUAUAUAAUAACAGAGUUUACAUGUGCAGAGUUCAAAUGUAAUCAACAAGUUCAAAUAAUUCAAUAUUUAGCAUGUUUAAAUUAACUUGUCAUUUUAUAUAUCAUCUAGGCAAACACACACAAAUAUUUUAUUCAACAGAUAUAAACACAUAAAAUCAUAAACACCAUGAAAAUAAUGUCGUUUACAUUUGAUAUAUUUAAUUGUUAAUGAUUAAGCAUAUAUGUCAAAUUUUUAAGGUGAUGUUUACAAAAAUUAAAGGAAUUUAUAUAUCGUGUUAUUAGAUUUAUAAUAUUGUUCAUUUAAAAUAUAAUUUUCUGACAACGUUGUUACGAUUUUAAUUAUUUUUAUUAAUAAAUUGGCUCAUGCCUA
Messenger RNA from Vespa velutina, 2339 nucleotides. RefSeq names its product solute carrier family 52, riboflavin transporter, member 3-A-like. Gene Ontology annotation, biological process: riboflavin transport. Lineage: Eukaryota; Metazoa; Arthropoda; Insecta; Hymenoptera; Vespidae. Gene Ontology annotation, cellular component: plasma membrane. The coding region runs from base 415 to 1773 and encodes 452 amino acids. Gene Ontology annotation, molecular function: riboflavin transmembrane transporter activity. The record is from RefSeq and is a predicted model, not a curated record. The transcript is spliced from 2 exons.